AUUACACCUGCCUGAAUGGUGAACUUACGUGAUGAUCUCACCUUCUUCAAGUAGUGUAGCACGCCAAGCAGCUCAAUGAUGCCCAGGCCGACCCCAAGACAUGAGUACCUGAACGAAGACGCAGUGCACAGAAGAUUGGAUGCCAGUAGCAAGGCGAUGUCUUAUAAAUACUGGCAGCGUUGUCAGACAAUGUGCUCAUUCCUGCUCAAUCCAACUCCACUGCAUCUGCCGCCAAGAUGAAGUUCUCUCUGGCUUCUCUCGCAUUGCCCGUUGCGGCUAACGCCGCCGCAUUCUCUGCCCAAGAGUAUGCAUCGGGCGCUGUGCACGCUCACUUGAUGAAGCUCAAGACUGACCAAUGGGCACAUGAUGAGGAAUCGCUCGCCGCUGUAAACAACACAGAGCUCUGGCCUUCAUGGAAGAACUACGCUGCUGUGAAGUUCGGCAAGAAGGAGAGGGUCGAUUGCAAGAACGGUCUCGCUGUCGUUGAGCAGGGCAAUGCCAACCAGACCUUCCGUUGCAACAACAUCGACCUUUACGACUUCGCUAACCACGCUGAUAUCGGUGGUCCCGAGGGCCGCGGAUCCUCUUCGUGGGGUUGGACUGCCAAGAACGGACGUGAGUUCGGUAUCAUUGGCCAGUUCAGUGGUGCUGCCUUCAUUGAGGUCACCAAGAAGGGCAAGAUUGAGUACCUGGGACGCCUGCCUGCUCAGGACCCCAUUGGUUCUCGAUGGCGCGAGAUCCGAGUCCUGAACGACUUCGUUAUCAUCGGAUCUGAGGCCGUCAACCACAACGUCCAGAUCUUCGAUCUCAACAAGCUGUUGACCCUCGACCCCAAGAACCCCAAGGUGUUUGACACCCAGAAGGAUCUCACUGGUCUCUUCACCGACACUCUCCCCAUCGGUCGCACCCACAACGUUGUCAUCGACUGGGACAAUGAGUAUGCCAUUGCUGUUGGCGCUCAGCCCCGUAACCAGACCUGCGGCGCCGGUCUGCAGUACAUCGAUCUCAAGGAUCCCUCCAAGCCUACUACCCCUGGUUGUGCUAGCCAGGACGGUUACGUCCACGACGCUCAGUGCGUUACCUACAACGGCCCUGAUCGUCGCUACCGCGGCCGCAACAUCUGCGUUGGCUACAACGAGGACACAGUCACAAUCUACGACUCCACAUCCAAGAACGGCAAGCCCGCUUCUGAGGUUCUGUCCAAGCUCACCUACCCUGGUGCUUCUUACGUCCACCAGGGCUGGUGGACUGAGCGCAACUGGCACCAGCACAUCUUGUUCAACGACGAGUUGGAUGAGCAGAACAAGGCCGGCGUUGCUGCUUCCGGCCGCCCCGUCACCCAUAUCGCUGAUCUCUCGGACCUCAAGAACCCCAAAUACACCGGUUUCUUCUAUGCUACCGACAAGAAGGGUAUUGACCACAACCUCUACGUCGUCGACGGCCUCGUCUACCAGUCCAACUACGGCAACGGUCUCUGGGUUCACGACAUCCGCUCCGUCAAGAAGGACCCCACCGGCAAGGGCGUCACAGUCGAGGCUUUCUUUGACAUCUACCCCGAGGAUGACGCUGGUGAGGGUACCGUUACAUUCGUCGGCACAUGGAGCCACUUCCUGUUCCCCUCCGGUUUCAUCCUCGUCAACACCAUUGAGCGUGGUGUAUUCAUUGUCAAGAUUGACAAGGGCCGUGGCGGUGGCAAGGGCCCCGGCUUCGGCGGCAAGAGCAAGGGCGGCAAGAGGGACGCGCUGUACUAAACUCAUCUCGGAAACGAGAAAGAUGUAAUGUCUUAUGAUGAGCAACGUUAAAAUAAUACCAUUGACGACUACACAUUGGUCGCGUGCCACAUGAUUUAAUGCCGACCUUCAUUGGGAAAUACUAUUGUGCCCCGUGAAAUCACAUUGUUCCAAGCUAGUCCCGCGCACGAAGGCUUGCAACGAAUGCGCUAAUACAC
This is a messenger RNA of Boeremia exigua, 1948 nucleotides long. RefSeq lists its product as uncharacterized. Gene Ontology annotation, cellular component: extracellular region. The record is from RefSeq and is a predicted model, not a curated record. The transcript is spliced from 2 exons. Bases 237 to 1751 code for a protein of 504 amino acids. NCBI's taxonomy places the organism in Eukaryota, Fungi, Ascomycota, Dothideomycetes, Pleosporales, Didymellaceae.